CCUACAUGGUGACAUCAGAUGACAAGUUACUGUCACUGUCAUUUUUGUUGAUUGAUAAUAAUUGAUACGUCGACGUGUUGGAUAAAAAACAAUUUGAAGAAUUUUCUCAAAAAUGGCAAAAAUUGGCACAGUAAUAUCUAAGUUCUACAAUGAAUAUAUAAGUAAAACACCCAAAAAGCUAAAAGUAAUCGACGCUUACCUUCUGUACAUUCUUUUGUCAGGCAUAGUUCAAUUUGUAUAUUGCUUACUCGUUGGCACAUUUCCUUUUAAUUCAUUUUUGAGUGGAUUCAUCUGCUGUGUGAGCUCCUUCGUACUUGCCGUUUGCCUGCGAUUACAAGUCAACCCGGAGAACAAGGUGCAUUUUGCCGGUAUUACUCCAGAAAGGGCGUACGCAGAUUUCGUUUUCGCACAUUUGGUUUUACAUUUAGUAGUAAUGAACUUUAUUGGUUAAGAUAUUGAUGAGAUUAUGUUUUUGUGAGUAAUACAUUUCAUUUUUUACUAAGACUGUUGUCUUGCUAUUCUGUUGACUAUAGUACC
Messenger RNA from Acanthoscelides obtectus, 537 nucleotides. Lineage: Eukaryota; Metazoa; Arthropoda; Insecta; Coleoptera; Chrysomelidae. The record is from the annotation of a GenBank genome assembly.